CAGGCGGUGGAUGACUUGCUGCGGUGCGGGAUCUGCUUUGAUUACUUCAGCACUGCGAUGAUCAUUCCACAGUGUUCGCAUAACUAUUGUUCCCUUUGUAUACGCAAGUUUUUGUCCUACAAAACGCAGUGUCCAACGUGCUGUGUGGCGGUCUCGGAAUCUGACCUGAAAAAUAACCGGACAUUAGAUGAACUAGUAAAGAGCUUUAAUUCUGCAAGACAGCAGCUGUUCCAGUUGGUCUUGGAUACUCCGCUGAUUUCAUCUCCGUUGGCCUGUAGCAGGCGUUCAGCUGGCAAAGGCCAUGUUAGGAGUCCUGUUUCUUGGCCAGUUGUAAAAGAAGAGGCGCCAGCGAUUGACAGUUUCUUGAGUAAGGAAAAGGUUUGCACCUCAACAAAGGCAGAUGGCCUGGCAGGAACAGAUCAGAAGGUUCUCAGAACUGAGGAGGACCAUAACCUUUACAGCACUUCUGCAGAGGUGGAUGGUAAAGACAAUGACGUGGGAUCACAAAAGAGUCCUGAGUGCACCAAAAGCCAUGAAGAGCCUUCUACAUCUGUGGUAAAAGUAGUCAAGAAAGUGGGUUGUCCUGUUUGUGAGGUUGCUGUUCCAGAGCAAUACAUAAACAAACAUCUGGAUAGCUGCUUGACAAGAGAGCAGAAGAAGGACAGCCUCAGAAGCUCUGCUCACAAAAGGAAGCCUAUGCCUAAAGUUGUUUACAACUUGCUCUCUGACCGUGAUUUGAAGAAGAAGCUAAAGGAACAUGGUCUGUCUGCCCGUGGCACCCGACAACAGCUCAUUAAGAGACACCAAGAGUUUGUGCACAUGUAUAACGCUCAGUGUGAUUCUCUAAAUCCCAAAUCAG
This is a messenger RNA of Leptosomus discolor (cuckoo roller), 859 nucleotides long. The record is from RefSeq and is a predicted model, not a curated record. NCBI's taxonomy places the organism in Eukaryota, Metazoa, Chordata, Aves, Leptosomiformes, Leptosomidae.